AUGGGAUCUUCCACAAUCAAAGAGCAACAGUACGACAUCCUCAUCAUCGGCGCUGGGCUGUCUGGUGUUUGUGCACUUCAUAACCUUCGAGAACGCUUCCCGUCUUGGCGGGUGGGCGUGAUUGAAGCAGCUGAUAAUGUCGGAGGCACAUGGUAUUGCAACCGAUAUCCUGGCGCGCGUGUCGAUUCCGAGUCCCUCUCUUAUGCAUACUCUUGGGAUAAGGAAGUAUUGAACGAAUGGCACUGGAAAGAAUCAUUCGCCCCCCAAUCAGAGAUCCACCGCUAUAUCGAGUAUGUGUGUGACAAACAUGAUUUGCGAAAGAAUAUUCAGUUCAACACUCGAAUUAAGACUGCCCAAUGGCAAGACAGAAGUAACACCUGGCUAUUUUGUGAUGAAGCCGGCCACCACUAUCGCUCCCGUUUCUUCAUCAGUUGCAUGGGAUUCCUCUCUACCCCGACGCUUCCAGCUAUUCCCGACAUCGAGAAAUUCAAAGGUGAGGCCUUCCACACAUCACGUUGGCCACAAAACUUUGAUCUGAAGCGUGACCUGGCCAACAAGCGGAUCGGUGUGAUCGGUACUGGUGCUACGGGAAUUCAGACAAUCACUGCAGUGUCAAAAGAACCAAGUAUUAAAUCUUUGAGUGUUUUCCAAAGAACAGCAAACUGGUCAGCGCCACUGCGAAAUGAGCCCAUCAGCAUCGAGCAGAUGGAACAACACCGCAAGGACUAUGACUCCCUUUUCCAACUGUGCGCUGAGACUCCGGGAUGCUUCAUGCAUCAAGCCGAUCCACGCAAAUCCCUAGAAGUAUCCGAGUCAGAGCGCUUCAAGCUAUGGGAAGAAAUAUACGCAAAGCCCGGUUUUGCCAAAUGGCUCGGCACAUUCAGCGACACAUAUACCGAUCGCGAAGCGAAUAGACUCUACUCCGACUUUAUAGCAAGCAAGAUUCGGGCAAGAGUGCAUGACCCAAAGGUGGCCGACAGUUUGAUUCCUAAGAAUCAUGGGUUCGGCACACGGCGGGUCCCUCUCGAAAGCGGAUACUUUGAAGUUUAUAACCAGCCGAACGUCAAUCUUGUCGAUCUGCAGAAAACACCCAUUGAGAGAGUCACAGAGAAGGGCAUCAUCACAGCCGAUGGCAAGCACCACGACCUGGACGUUUUGAUCUAUGCCACUGGGUUUGAUGCUAUCACUGGUGCAUUCAGCUCAAUUGACUGGGCUGGCAAGAAUGGUCGUCCCCUUCUCGGCUCUAGCGAUACCAAGGAAGGCGAACAGGCAAUUUGGGUUGAUCACCGCCCGCGUACCUAUCUAGGCAUGACGGCCAAUUCUAUGCCUAAUAUGUUUAUGGUUCUCGGUCCUCAUCAGCCGUUCGGUAACGCGCCUCGGACAAUUGAGCACGCUGUCGAUGUUAUCUCGGACUUGCUUCAGUACUGCAAGGACAAUAAUUACUCUUACGUGGAGCCUACGCCAGAAGCUGUUGAUGCUUGGACUGAGCACGUCGUCGAGUGCAGCAAGGGCGCUUUGUCGAAUGAAGUCGAUAGUUGGAUGACUGGUGUUAAUAAGAAUGUUAAGGGUAAGACUGUUCGCAGUGUGGCUCGCUACUCUGGCAGUGCUGUAGAGUAUCGCCGGAGAUGCGCUCAGUCUAAGGCUGAAGGGUGGAAGGGUUUGGCAUUUGAUACACUUCCUAGUGCCACGGGUUCGAAUUCAAAGCCUGCCAUUGCCAGGCUUUGA
This is a messenger RNA of Penicillium nucicola, 1725 nucleotides long. RefSeq names its product flavin-containing monooxygenase. NCBI's taxonomy places the organism in Eukaryota, Fungi, Ascomycota, Eurotiomycetes, Eurotiales, Aspergillaceae. The transcript has a single exon. The coding region runs from base 1 to 1725 and encodes 574 amino acids. Gene Ontology annotation, molecular function: flavin adenine dinucleotide binding; N,N-dimethylaniline monooxygenase activity; NADP binding. The record is from RefSeq and is a predicted model, not a curated record.